Drosophila busckii is the source of this 3538-nucleotide messenger RNA. It is a transcript of the gene tam, whose product is annotated as DNA polymerase subunit gamma-1, mitochondrial. Gene Ontology annotation, molecular function: DNA binding; 3'-5' exonuclease activity; DNA-directed DNA polymerase activity. Gene Ontology annotation, cellular component: gamma DNA polymerase complex; mitochondrion. Gene Ontology annotation, biological process: mitochondrial DNA replication. The record is from RefSeq and is a predicted model, not a curated record. NCBI's taxonomy places the organism in Eukaryota, Metazoa, Arthropoda, Insecta, Diptera, Drosophilidae.
AUUUAUAAACAAAACAAAUUUCGUAAUUUUAACAACAAUGUCGUUUAAUUUAAACUAAAAAUCAUGCGUCUGCUACGUAAUUAUGCAACCAAAGCAAGUCGUGAGCACUAUGCUAGCAGCAGUCUAAAGAUUUAUCGUAAAUUACCUAGUACAAGUCAAUUAAAAUCAAAAUAUGCGCCAAGACAAAACCCGCGGAGCCGGCCAAAUUCGGAAUAUGCUGAGAAUUUGGUGAAGGUCCAAAUGAUAUCAAAGAACUUACACCGGCAAAUCUUUCCACAGGCUAAACGAGAGUAUGAUGAACCACAACGCGAUGCGGCAACGCGCUACAAUGCGGAGCUGCUGCGUCAUGGAAUAGAUGUGGAAAGCGGCUCAGCUAUGCCUGAUGUCGAGUUGAAAUUACCGCCAUUGCGUGGUAAGAAUAUUGAGGAGCACUUUUACAGUAUAGCCAAGGAGCAGGUGACACCUUAUGAGGCGCUGUUGCAGCCGCUGGUGGACUGUGCACAACUGCCAGCCAAGCCCAAGCGCUGGCUAUUCCAAACCGGCUGGACAGCCUAUGAUGAAGAUGGGAGCGCCACACCAGUGGACAAGCCCAUGGAGCAAGGCAUAGUAUUCGAUGUGGAGGUGUGUGUGCGCGAAGGCAGCGCCCCAGUGCUGGCUACUGCAGUCAGCACCAAACGCUGGUAUUGUUGGGUGAGUUCCAAGUUGACGAAACAUCGCACAAACGUGAAGCCUGUGGAGCUUUGUGAUGCGCCGGAGAAUGAGCGACCGCACUACACGCCGGAUGAGCUCAUACCGCUGGGCACGGGAACACCUGGACUGGUGGUGGGUCACAAUGUGUGCUACGAUAGAGCACGCUUGCAGGAGCAGUACUUACUAGAGGACGCAGGCACACGUUUUGUGGAUACCAUGUCGCUGCAUAUGUGCGUAAGCGGCGUCACCAGCUAUCAACGGGCGCUGCUCAAGUCUAAGAAAGAACCAGCUGAAGAGGAUUUGGCUUGGCUGGAGCAGAGCGCGCUUAAUAGCUUGGUGGAAGUGCAUCGUUUGUAUUGCGGCGGCCCAGCUUUGUCCAAGGAGCCGCGUAAUAUUUUUGUUGAAGGCACGCUCGAGCAGGUGCGUCAACAUUUUCAAGCGCUGGUCAACUACUGUGCCAGUGAUGUGGAAGCAACUCAACGCAUCUUACGAGUACUUUAUCCUAUGUAUGCGCAGCGAUUUCCACAUCCUGCUAGCUUGGCGGGCAUGUUGGAAAUGGGCUGCGCUUAUUUGCCAGUCAAUGGCAACUGGGAACGCUAUAUACGCGAAGCUCAACUGACGUACGAAGAUCUAAGCAUUGAAGCCAAGUAUCAUUUGGGUCGUCGUGCGGAGGAAGCGUGUGCGCUGUUGCAGGACGAGCAAUACAAGCAGCAUUUGUGGCUCUGGGAUGAGGAUUGGAGCGUGCAAAAGCUGAAGCUUAAGCAAGCACCUAAGCGCAAGGCGCUGCCUACAGCGCCGAUGCCAGAUGAGGGGCAACUCAAUGAGGAGCAGCGUCGCUUGCAGCGCAAGUUUCAACAUCUUUAUGAUCAGCAGGCGCUGCUGCCAGCGCGUCGUCCAUUGCUGCCCGGCUAUCCACAGUGGUAUCGUAAGCUCUGUCGCAAGCCGCCAAGCAACUACAAUGAGGAGCUGGAUGAGGAGGAGCCUUGGCUGCCUGGCGCCAGCGAAAUCAGCACAGGCAUGCAACUGGCACCCAAGCUAUUGUCACUCUGCUGGGAAGGGUAUCCUCUGCACUAUCAGCGUGAACAUGGCUGGGGCUUCCUAGUUCCCUUCCGUCGUGCUGACCAACAGAGUACGCUGCCCUUGGACCAGCUGCUUGAGCGCUGUGCCAUUCCUGAGUUUGCGCGACAGUUUGCGGCAGCAGAGGAAGGCAAUGCCGCUUUGGAGCUGCUGCCACGCCAGCUGGAAGAGCACUUGGGCAAGCGUCAGUUUCACAAGAAGAUCUCACAGCAGCAGCAGCGCCUGGAGCAACAAUACAAAGGUGCUGGCGUCUGGUGUAAUCAAGUGUUAGAUGACUGUUGCUUCUUUCUCAAGCUGCCACAUAAGAACGGUCCCAGCUAUCGCGUGGGCAAUCCACUGUCCAAGGACUUUCUUAAUAAGUUCUCGGAGCAUGCGCUGAGCAGCGGCGACACCAGCUGCCACGCGGCCACGCGCGUCAUAGAGAUAGCACGAAUGAUGAGCUAUUGGCGCAACAAUCGCGAUCGCAUACUCAACCAAAUGGUAGUCUGGCUGCAGUCGGAGCAGCUGCCAGCAGAGCUUAAGCCGCUCACACCCAGCUUGGCGUUUGGCGCCAUUUGUCCGCAGGUUGUUGUUGCCGGCACACUAACGCGUCGCGCCAUGGAGCCCACCUGGAUGACGGCUUCGAAUUCACGCGCCAAUCGCAUAGGCUCAGAGCUGCGUGCCAUGGUGCAAGCGCCGCCGGGCUAUAAGCUUGUGGGCGCCGAUGUGGACUCGCAAGAGCUGUGGAUAGCCUCGGUUCUGGGCGAUGCGUAUGCGCAUGGCCAGCACGGCGCUACGCCUUUGGGCUGGAUGACGCUCAGCGGCAGCAAAUCCAAUGGCAGCGACAUGCACUCCAGCACGGCCAAAGUGGUGGGCAUAUCACGUGAUCAUGCCAAGGUGCUCAACUAUGCGCGCAUCUAUGGUGCGGGUCAGCAGUUCGCCGAGACGCUGCUGCAGCAAUUCAAUCCCAGUCUGAGUGCCACCGAAGCUAAAGCCAAGGCUAUGAAAAUGUUCGCCGCCACCAAGGGCAAGCGUGUGUAUCGUCUACGUGAGGAGUACCACGAUGAGCUGGAGGACAGAAGCUACAGCGGCUAUGAAGCCACACGGCUUGCUGCCCAACGCAAUCGCAUCGUCUCUGAACUCUUCCAUAGACCACGCUGGCAGGGUGGCACUGAGAGCGCCAUGUUCAAUCGGCUGGAGGAGAUUGCUACACGCGAGCAGCCGCAGACGCCGUUUCUGAACUGUCGCCUAAGUCGCGCGCUGGAAUCAGCUGGUGGCUCAGAGCAGGAGCAACGUUUUCUGCCCACACGUGUCAACUGGGUGGUGCAGAGUGGCGCUGUGGAUUUUCUGCAUCUUAUGUUGGUUAGCAUGCGUUGGCUGCUGGGUCCACAUGCACGCUUCUGUCUCAGCUUUCAUGACGAGCUGCGCUAUUUGGUGAAGGAGGAACUGGCCUACAAAGCUGCGCUGGCCAUGCAUAUUACAAAUUUGUUAACGCGCGCCUUUUGUGCCUCGCGUCUUGGCCUAAAUGAUCUGCCCAUGUCGGUGGCCUUUUUCUCAUCCGUCGAGGUGGACACAGUUCUGCGCAAGGAGUGCACUAUGGACUGUCAGACGCCCUCCAAUCCGCAUGGUCUGCAGAUAGGCUACGGCAUACCAGCGGGACAGACGCUAAGCAUACAGCAAGCCAUUGAGCAGGCGGGUGGCAACGAUUUAACGCAGUGGGCGUGGCUUAAGCGGCAAACUAGUUGAUUGUUAACUCUUUGUAAACGAUGACAAUAAUUAUUGUGAAUUUGUU